Thermothelomyces thermophilus ATCC 42464 is the source of this 2931-nucleotide messenger RNA. RefSeq lists its product as uncharacterized. The record is from RefSeq and is a predicted model, not a curated record. The transcript is spliced from 6 exons. NCBI's taxonomy places the organism in Eukaryota, Fungi, Ascomycota, Sordariomycetes, Sordariales, Chaetomiaceae. The coding region runs from base 1 to 2931 and encodes 976 amino acids.
AUGGAAUAUAUGACCGAGUUCUACCUGACAACUUUGUGGACGUACAAGCCCAAAGUUGUCAGGCAAAUAAUCGAUGACAUGACAAGCUUGGGAUUCACACAAGCCGAGUUUACUUACGAUAGCGAAUACAGUUGGUUCAAGGUCACCUGUCGUAGCGACGAUGCAGAUGAAAUUCGCGAGCAGUUUGGCAACAUCGCUCGCGAUAUCGAGAGAGAGGCGUUUGAGGCCUGCGAGAAUGACUUGUUGAACAUUGAUGACACUCUCAAGUCGUCCUUCGACAACGAGUGGUUCGGCCAGGAUGUCGGUGAUGUCUCCUCCUCGGAAUCCGGCCAAGUCGACGAGAUAUACUGUCGCCCCAAGCCCCAUGUCGAGUAUCGUUUUGCCGAGGUGUGGGACAUUCUAGAUAAGAACGACGAGCCGUAUACCAUCAUGGACAUUCUGGACCGCCGGCAAGCCAAGCUAGUAGAGGAUGAACUGAAGGUCAAGCUGGAUGCCCGCCUCAACGGCAAGUUAGUUCAUAUCGCUGCCAAUAGCAAGGAACCUAUCCACGAAGCCUGCGAAAGGCUCGAAGUCAUGCUUGCCGCCAGAAAACUCUUGCCUGCCUCAUCACGCGCAACUCACGUCGUAGACCCCGAGGACCACGCCGAUCCGACGGACCCUGGCUUUACAGCCGACGUCCGUUACCUCGCAAACAUCGACCAAAAACUGGCGUCUUCAACUCUCCUGGAUCCAGCCAUGGUCCACCAACUGACAGAAGCUUACAAGUCAAUCUAUCGGGACGCGUCCUCGAUUCGCAUCUGCCUUUGGGCUCCUGAUAAGGGUUACCAUAUUUCUCUCCUAGGACCAAAGGUUAACGUUCGGCUCAGGGACAGGAAGGUUUUUGGAAAUCGGCCCGCGGUCUCCAUUAAGACAAUUGACAAGUUCGAUUUCGUAGCCAACAACUCCAGCCCGCCUAAACAGAACUCGGCUCUUGAGGCGAGCAGCCAAGUAGAGCAUUGGAUUCGACAGCUUCCGGUUGUUGAGGAAUCUUUAAGACAUGCCGCGCACCACCUCAUCAAUGACCAAGUCGCAGUCAAGUCGUCGACAGCAUCCGUCGAGCAGGAAGAUCUCAUGAGCUUUCAUAACGAUGAGACGACUUUAUGCCGAGAGACCUCCACGGCUGCGGUAUCCGAGACAAUGACCGCGCAUUCAGAGCAGCAGUACAACGUAGCUGCCCGCAUUUCAGAACUCUGCAACAAAAUCUCGCCGCUUUACACGGGACUCGACAUGUUGAGCGAGCAAUCUGUGAGCAAAUCGCGAGAAGAUGAGCUCGGGUUCACUGGCGAGGAUUGUUUGAUCGAUAUGAUGGCGGCAGUAGACAUAACAAGCCCCGACAACGGGUUGAGAUCUACGAUUGGGUGGCAGAUGCCAGCACUCAUUCCCCUGCCGGGUGAAAAUGUGAGAUUGGGAGAUAAGAACGAUGACUCGAACGAUCAACCGGCAGUUGUGGGUAGCUCGACGCAAAACCGACAUCCAUUGCCGGCCCCUCACUCAAACCAGUGGCAUCCGCAGCAAGACACGACGACUACAAGGAGUCCAGGCAAGGAGGUUGUGAUCAAGAAGCAGCGGGUCACACAAAAUGGCGGGAGUUCUAAAUCUUUGAAUCCUCACGGGCCCCCAAGCUUCGACGCCCUGUCAAGCCAACCCCCAUUGCCUCGCAAUUCGAAAGUUGACGGCUAUAGUCAUCUGCCCUCCUCCGAGAGCUUUCUCAAGGAGAUUGAAGCAGCAAUAGCCAAACUUCUUCUCCUGGGCCCGUACCGGCGUGGCAAGCUUGCAGUGCGGGCCGAGCUUGGCCGUAUCAUCCUUGAAAAGGUGGACCGAAGCGGCCUGGCUUUCAACAACGCAACCACACCCAGCAACGGAUGGAUGAAGGCACAGUUGCUGAGGAAUCUAAACAAUGACUUUGGCGGAAGUCAUAACAUCAGCUUCACCAAAAUUCUGUCUACGUAUGGUUGUGAUGUUGAGGAUAUGGUCAACUUGCAGGUAAAUGGAACUCGACUGUGGGAGGAGAUACCGAGCCGUGUCUGGAUCACCUACUCCUUCCACUGCGGUCUGCGCUCCGGAAAAGGCCUCUCACGUUUCAUUGUUGACAUUGAGGAUCGUGACCCCAAGAGCAGCCAGUUCUCUUACUCGAUCCGUCUGUUCGACGGCGCAGAGAGCGCAGACAAGCCGAUGCCCGUCUACGUUCAUGCGAUAUGCCGUCACUGGGAUCUGCGGAUUACGAUGACUCAUACGAAGACGGAUGAGCUAGAGGAAAUGUAUGGCGCCUUUGCGAAAGAUUUGUUGCGGUCAUUGAGCGUUGUGCGCAACGAGCAAGGUUCUCUGGAGGUCAGGUUCGCUGUGCCAGCAGAGGCUCCUGCAGAUGUCCACGCGGUCCGUGUUCUGACCAAAUGGCGUUAUCCCAGCGCUGACCGCAAGAGCGCCCUCGAGAUCACCGAGAUCUUGCAGCUGGUGACGGAUUCAUACUCCGAGGGGCCGUACUCUGGAACCGCAUGGAAUACGUACGAGGGGAAGCGCUCUCGUCCAUGGUCUCAGAGAAUCACUCGGGAGAAGCGAGACAAAGGUGAAGUGCCGCGGUGGUAUGAGGCCGCUGUGGUGUCGCUCGAGUUGGAAGACCUUUUCCAGCAAAAUGCCUUUCUCAAGAUCGGUGAGAAGGCCGGCUGGGACGCCACGGACGUUCGAAACCGUGGUAUAUUCCCUUCCAUUUACAGCCCGGCGCUGCAGAUGGUGAGGCAGAUUGACCACGUCGGCAGACUGGACGACAACCAUCUGUCACAGAAAUACGGGGAAUUGCUGCUUCAAGGGUCGGGACGGGCCGCGCCAUCGCCGGCGUCGGAAGCAAGGCUCGACCAGGUCAGAUUCCGAAGUUGGAUCAAACCAGCGCAGCUCUAG